This is a messenger RNA of Hippocampus comes (tiger tail seahorse), 1476 nucleotides long. RefSeq names its product sideroflexin 2 (gene sfxn2). The transcript is spliced from 11 exons. Gene Ontology annotation, molecular function: monoatomic ion transmembrane transporter activity. Gene Ontology annotation, biological process: serine import into mitochondrion; monoatomic ion transport. NCBI's taxonomy places the organism in Eukaryota, Metazoa, Chordata, Actinopteri, Syngnathiformes, Syngnathidae. Gene Ontology annotation, cellular component: mitochondrial inner membrane. Bases 1 to 966 code for a protein of 321 amino acids. The record is from RefSeq and is a predicted model, not a curated record.
AUGGCACUGAGCCCCACGUUCGACAUCGACGCCCCGCGAUGGGACCAGACCACCUUCAUGGGGCGCCUCAAGCACUUCUUCAACAUCACCGACUGGCGGACGGCGCUUCUGCCCGACUCGCGCCUGGAUGAGGCCAAAGCUUUGGUGGAGAGCUGCAGGGCGCGUUCGGUCCCACCGGGCACCACUGAGGAGCAACUCCAUUACGCCAAGAAGCUGUACGACUCGGCCUUCCACCCUGACUCGGGUGACCGAAUGAACAUCAUCGGCCGCAUGUCCUUCCAGGUCCCCGGUGGCAUGGCCAUCACCGGCUGCAUGCUGCAGUUCUACAGGACUGUGCCCGCGGUGGUCUUCUGGCAGUGGGUCAAUCAGUCCUUCAACGCGCUGGUCAACUACACCAACCGCAACGCCGCCUCGCCCAUCACCCCCAAGCAGAUCGGCGUCGCCUACGCGACCGCCACCAGCACGGCUUUAGCCACGGCGGUGGGACUCAACCUCUACACGAAGAGAGCACCUCCACUGGUGGCGCGAUGGGUCCCUUUCGCGGCCGUGGCGGCGGCCAACUGUGUCAACAUCCCCAUGAUGAGGCAACAGGAAAUCUUGAACGGCAUCGCCGUCACCGAUGAAAACGGCAACAAGCUGGGCCACUCGCAGAAAGCGGCGGUGAAAGGCAUCACGCAAGUGGUCAUCUCCAGGAUCACCAUGGCCGCGCCGGGAAUGAUCAUCCUCCCCAUCAUCAUGCAACGGCUAGAAAAAUACAAAUUCAUGCAGAGAAUCACAUACCUCCACGGGCCCAUUCAAGUGAUGAUGGUGGGCGUCUUUUUGACCUUCAUGGUGCCGGCAGCCUGCUCCCUGUUCCCUCAAAGAUGCUCCAUUGCCGUGUCAAAGCUGGAGCCCGAACUCCGCGACGCCAUCACGUCCAAGUACGGCGACGGCGUGCAGCGCGUCUACUUCAACAAAGGCCUCUGAGAACUCCGCCCGCGGGACUCACUGCACACUCACACUACUCCUUUCCUCAAUGGUUACUCACAUGUUUAAAGAGGUGCUUCUUUUCUGGAACUUACGCCGUGUACGUGGGGAUGUCUCGACGAAUGCUUUUUAAAUCUGCUGUGCUGAUUUCCGUUUCGCUGUCAUUACAAACCAAAUAAUUUCUUCUCAGGAAUUUUCUUUUUCUGGCUUUGCCAGGUGAGAACUGAACAAAAAAAAAAAGUCAUGGCUCUUCUUUUUUUGUCUUAACGUUUACCGGUACUUGCCUUGGACAACGUCUCGACAACAAGGCUCCCUGGGUGUUCCCAAAACACAAAUGGACUUCUAUACAGGGUUCAAGAUGGCCAAACGACACCGCUGCUUUCAGAAAUAUCGGAGUGCUAGCUAAAUGGAGGACAUAACUGACUGGAUUCAAUUGAAGCUGUUUCAAAGAAAUGAUACCACAAUCCUCAGUUUGCGUUGGAUUAAAGCACCUUCGAUAUUUGAUAUUCA